This is a messenger RNA of Aethalodelphis obliquidens (Pacific white-sided dolphin), 3827 nucleotides long. It is a transcript of the gene SIGLEC15, whose product is annotated as sialic acid binding Ig like lectin 15. Gene Ontology annotation, cellular component: plasma membrane. The annotation marks the transcript as partial. The record is from RefSeq and is a predicted model, not a curated record. NCBI's taxonomy places the organism in Eukaryota, Metazoa, Chordata, Mammalia, Artiodactyla, Delphinidae. The transcript is spliced from 5 exons. Gene Ontology annotation, biological process: regulation of osteoclast development; regulation of bone resorption; regulation of actin cytoskeleton organization.
UUACCUCUAGGAUCAUUUGUGAGAACUAAAAGAGAGACCACUAGGAACUUGCUCAACACAGAGCUGCACAGUGCGCCGGCGCAGCGCUGGUCCAUGAAGUUGCCGGCCGAGGUGAGUGCGGCGGUGGGCGAGGCGGCAGUGCUGCCCUGCACCUUCACACACCCGCACCGCCACUACGACGGGCCGCUCACGGCCAUCUGGCGGGCGGGCGAGCCAUACACGGGCCCGCAGGUGUUCCGGUGCGCGGCGGCGCGGAGCAGCGAGCUCUGCCAGACGGCGCUUAGCCUGCACGGCCGCUUCCGGCUGCUCGGCAACCCGCGCCGCAACGACCUGUCGCUGCGCGUCGAGCGCCUAGCGCUGGCCGACGACCGCCGCUACUUCUGCCGCGUCGAGUUUGCCGGCGACGUCCACGAGCGCUACGAGAGCCGCCACGGCGUCCGGCUCCGCGUGACCGCCGCCCCACGGAUCGUCAACAUCUCGGUGCUGCCCGGCCCAGCGCACACCUUCCACGCGCUCUGCACGGCUGAAGGGGAGCCGCCGCCCACCCUCGCCUGGUCCGGCCCAGCGCUGGGCAACGGCUCGGCCUCCGUGCCGGGCCCAGGUCAAGAUCACGGCCAUCAGGUGACCGCCGAGCUGCCCGCGCUGGCCCACGACGGCCGCUACACGUGCGCGGCCUCCAACAGCCUGGGCCGCGCCGAAGCCAGUGUCUACUUGUUCCGUUUCCACGGUGCCUCCAGGGCCUCAGCAAUCGCCCUCCCGCUCGGCGCGCUUGGUCUCAAGGUGCUUCUGCUGCUCGGCGUUCUGGCCGCCCGCGCCGCAGCCCGCCGCCGCCUAGAGUACCCAGUCACCCAGGACGCCUCCCCGCGGCCCCAAGCUCAGGAGUCCAAUUAUGAAAAUUUGGGCCAGAUGAGUCCUCAGGGUCCACCAGCAGCCGUGUGUUCACCUUGAGGAGCCCAUUGGCCACUGGCAUCCCCUGGACACCAUGAGGAAUGAAAGCCAACAUGUGGCUUGGCUGGGAUGGCCCUUCCUGGCUCCCAGGCACCUUGGCAGCCCUAGCCUGGCAGCACCCUGAGGUCAGGACCCUACUCACAGAGGCUCAGAGGUCUCCUACGUGGACUUCUGUCUCCAAGCCCCAGAGAUAUUUCUGUCAACGGGGCAGCAUUUUACACGCAUGCGCACGUGUGUGUGUGUGUGUGUAUGUGUGUGUGUGUGCCUGCACUCGCACAUGAGCCCAGGUGACACUUCUGCAAACUCGUCUUGCCUUUGCUUACCUAGAACACUAUAGUAAAGCAGGCAGGACCCUGGUCAGAGGGGUCUCCAGGCCCAGGCUCCAUCCUCGUUCUGUCACCGACUUGCUGUGUGGACCAAGGCACUUUUUUCCAUUCUUUGGGUCUCUGUUCGUCCACUGUUGAACACCAACAGUAACAGUCUUCUCUGCUGGCUUCGGGCUGUCAAGGUCUGAGGAAGUAGUGGAUGUGAAGGGACUUGGGGCAGUACAAAGCUGUCUACAGGUGUGAGCAGUGUUACAGGCUCCUCCUUGCAGAGCGACCUUGGGACAUCUAAACUUGGACAAGCAUAGCACCCACACCGGCCUCGCUGGGAGUAAGGAUUCCGGAGGGCAAGUCUGGGUCUGGGCUGUGCCACCCUGUGGUUCCAGGAACAUCAAAUCAGCAACAAGGAGAAGCCCGGUAUCCCUGGCCCCUGGGGUCUCCUCUGUGACUGUCCCACACUCUGCCCUCCUCUUACCCCAUCGGCUCUCUGCACAGCCUUCAGCUGGGAACUCUGGGAAAAAGGAACAAAACACCCAUCAUCUCAAAGCAUGUGGAAUCCACUGUUCUUAAGGAACAAACUCUGGGAGGUGUGAGCGCAAGUCUGGGCCAAGGGUGUCCGUGGAUAAAGCAGCUGCAGCCCUGACCUCUCUACCACCUGCCUCUUCUCUGGAUGUGCACUGGCCAAAAGCACCGGCCAUUUCCCAUUUGCCCGAGGUUGCCAGGCUGACUGCAGGGUGCUGCCUUCCAUCCUCACACUUGAUUGGUUUAGCUCCUGCAGUCUUUGGGGGCAGGGAGAGGGGGAGGAGGCAUGCUUGGGACCCAGGCGAGCUGGCAAAAGGGCCACAGAGAUAUGGGCCUUCGAUGGGAACAGACUUUCUUCCCUCCACAACUUUUCCAGACGCUGCAGUGGUAAAUUGGAGUCACCUACAGUGAGCAUGGGGUCCUCUCUGAUGCUUUCCGGGGAGAGGCAUGAAGGCUGAAGGAUCUUCACAAGUUAAUAAGCAGGGUGGUGGGCUACAAGGCUCCUCACUGGAGCCUUCGCCAGAGCAAAGGGGUGAUGGCGGCUCACGGUUAACUUGGGAUCAUCCAGGAGGCUGUCUGAGUUGUUAAGAGGGCAGUGGAGUUGGCAUUUGUACCUCUUUGUGCAGGGAUACUUUGGGCACCUCCAUCAAGAGUCCUGUAUCGUCAGGGAAGGGCACGGGUGAUGUGUCUUAUACCAUCCGCUUGGUCUUUGAGGCCAGUUCCACAGCCAAGAAAAAGUGAUAGGAAUUACUUCUUAUGCAUCAUUUUGUGCUAGUAGUUGGCCACGUGUUUGGGGAUAUAGAAAUGAAUAAGGCUGGCCUAGGUCGUGCUGCAGUAACAAAGCCAAAUCACACUGGCCGAGAACAAUUAGGGUUUCUUCUCUCCAUAGCUGCAUGCCCGGCACAGAUCGGCAAAGAGCUGUGCGCACUGUACUUACUCAGGGACCCAGGCUCCCGGGGAUCCACCCUCUCUAAUGUGGAUUGCUGGGCUGGAGAUACAAAGAAAGCUCUAGAGGGUCUUCCACUUGGGAUCAUAGUUCACUGGCCAGAACUAGCCACAUGCCCCACUCUCCUGGAGGGGCUGGGCAGCGUGACCCUUCACUGCACCUGGAAGAAGGGAAGCCGGAGCAUUUGGGAACAGCCCUGACAGCUCCACAGGAGGACUCUCCAGGGGUUCUCAUGCUCGUGAGCAACACAGACUAGUAAGUGGGAAAUCACGUGAGGGCACCAGUCUGCUGGGGGUGCUGUGGAGCACAUACAAAGGGGUGAGUGACCCAGUCUUCGGAAGGCUUCCUGGAGGAGGGGACGUGGAGAUGGUACACACUGGCCACACAAAUGGGGGAGAAUGGAGGUUGAGCGGUAAGAAAAAAAGUCAUUCUAAGCAGAAGGGUCGUUCUGAGCAAAGGCCAGGAGGUGGGACACAGGGUGCUGUCUAAGCAGUUGAAAGUUGCUGGAGCACCAGGGUAGAGACAGGUGUGGCUGGAGCCGAGGCCACAGCAUGGAGGCUCCUGGGUGUGGAGGGCUCGGCCCCAGCAGGGAUGAGCAGCUGGAGGGAGUCAGGGCGCCCUGCACUGCCUGCACGGCUGCUUUCACUGUCUGACCACUGCUCUGCUCCAGACCCACAACACCUUGGGGCUGGGGUUUCCACCUUCCGACCCUGGGCUCUCAGAGCAGCAUUUCCCAGGUGAGUUCCAAGGAUCACCUGUAUCAGGAACACCUGGGACGCUUGCUCAACUCCCCAUCCUCAGCACCACCUGGACCACCUGGACCACAGGCUCUGAGGGCAGGGUCUUUAGACAAAUUAUCCAGGGGAUUUUGUCCCUAACUUUGUAUUAUGAUCAUUUUUCAAAUACACACACACACAGCUGAAAAAGCAAGACGAUCACCCAGGUACCCACCACCUACAUUCAACACUUACUAACAUUCUGCCCUAUUAGCUUAAUGCACAAGUGUGUGUAUAUGUUUAUGUGUGUGUGUGUUUGGCUGAACCACUGAGAGUAAACUGCAGACAUCACAGUAAAUGUCUUAAAUGUCU